This is a messenger RNA of Colletotrichum abscissum, 1140 nucleotides long. RefSeq lists its product as uncharacterized. The transcript has 2 exons. The record is from RefSeq and is a predicted model, not a curated record. NCBI's taxonomy places the organism in Eukaryota, Fungi, Ascomycota, Sordariomycetes, Glomerellales, Glomerellaceae. Bases 1 to 1140 code for a protein of 379 amino acids.
AUGGCUGGUACGUAUCUAACCGACACGAUCACUGAAAGGGCUACACACCAAGGACUGCAGCAGAGUAAAAGCUGCGGAUUCAAAGUCCAACACAUACGGCCUCAACCUUAUCAGCUCGGCGACCCCCAGUACAACAGCCAAAUGGCUGUGGAUACACUUGUUAGGGACGUAGGAAGAAACGUCCAGCAAAGCGCGUGGGACUUGUCACAUGACUUCUCGGCUCGACUUGCUAGCCUCGGAAAUCUUGUCAGAUUUCUUCCAAGACAAUGCUUCGGACUGUCAUGUCUUAAGGACUUUGGCGUUUUUCUCCAGAAGUCACACGUCAUAGGCCAUGUCUCAACAAACUCCGAGAAACCUUCUCCAGCCGUCACCUCGAGCGGUUCCAGACCCUUUCAAUCCGUCAGUGCAAGGCCAAGAAAGAGGUUAAAGAGCAGCGACGAUGACUCUGGCCGUGACAAUGAAGACCCCAAAGCUUCAAUGGGGAAGAGGACGAAGGGAGAGAGCACGCAGUGCCACUUUGCCUGUCCCUUCUGGAGACUUGAUCCGAACAACCAUCGACCGUGUUAUAGCGCCAAACUCUCGGAGAUCAGAUACGUCAAGCAGCAUUUACUACGACGUCACGUGCAGCCAUUUUACUGUCCAUGCUGCAUGGAAUUGUUUGACAACUACGGGGAUCGUGAUCAUCACGUGAGGCAGGGGACAUGCGUGAUCCGUCUCUCUUCAGAACAUAGACCUACAGGAAUCACUGAAGACCAGAAAAUGGCACUGCGUUGUUGGUCAGCCAGAAGAGGUUCAACUAGAGAAGACCAGUGGUUUGAAAUAUGGGAUAUAACAUUUCCUGACGUUCCCCACCCUAUUUCGCCUUACAUCGACGAGCAGGUCUUUGGACAGCCCCACUUCGAACUAAUCCCAGAGCGGUCGAGUGCACUCACAGUCGAUGAAGCGCAUGGAAUGCUGCUCAGCCCAUGGAACGCAAACAAAGACUCAACAACGUUGGGGAUUGAUGCUCAUAAGACUUCCAACAACGAAGAACUCAGACUUGCAUGUCCCUAUUACAAGGCGUUUCCUCAAAUUAUCAGCUCAUCGAGAUGGCGGACAUGCUCUGGAGGUGGAUGGACCUCGGUUCAUCGCCUGAAGUAA